UGUCAAGUGCCUCCGGGCUGUCUCUAGAGUUCAAACUGACACUGCCCGAAUUAAAGGUACAGCACGGUUUGUCCACAGUAAGCAGUGGUCUGUGAGGGACAUGGCGGCUGAUGAAGGGGGAGAAACUUUAGAAUCUUGGCUCAAUAAAGCAACAAACCCCAGUAAUGAGAGGGAGAGAUGGGACUGUAUACAGGGAUUUUAUGAGAGUAUUAACAAAGAACUUGAAGGGCCACAGAUUGCUCUUCGGCUUUUGGCUCACAAGAUUCAGUCUCCUCAGGAGAAGGAAGCCCUGCAGGCCCUGACGGUGCUGGAGGCUUGCAUGAACAACUGUGGCAAGAGAUUUCACAAUGAAGCUGGGAAGUUCCGUUUCCUGAAUGAAUUAAUCAAAGUUUUAUCUCCAAAGUAUCUGGGAAUGUGCAGCGCAGAGAAUGUAAAGUCCAGGGUGGCAGAAGUCUUAUAUGGCUGGACCGUGUGGCUGCCUGAUGAAGUGAAAAUGAAGGAGGCCUAUCACAUGCUAAAGAAACAAGGCAUUAUAAAGAAGGAUCCUAAGUUACCAGACAAAAUAGUCAUGCCACCGCCUGCUCCAAGAGCACAGGACUCUGUAUUUGAUGACGAAGACAAGUCAAAGUUACUGGAGAAGCUUCUGACAAGUAAACAACCUGAGGAUCUCCAAGCAGCCAACAGACUCAUUAAGAACACCAUAAAAGAGAAACAAGAGAAGAUGGAGAAAGUAUCCAAACGUAUUGCUACCAUUGAAGAAGUAGAGAACAAUACAAAGCUUCUGAAACAGUUACUGGAGAGUUACAGGAGGCAACAAUUGUCAAGCAGCGAUAGAGACACCAUGAAGGACCUGUAUGAGAAAUGUGAAAAACUGAGACCCACCCUCUUUCGUCUGGCCAGCGAUACUGUUGAUAAUGAUGAAGCAUUAGCGGAGAUUCUUCAAGCCAACGAUAAGCUGACCUUGGCAGUAAAUGCAUACCAAGAGCUAGUGGUAAAAAAAGAACUAAAUGGAAACAGAUUGAGUGAGUACUCCAGAGUUAAAGAUCCUCAGAGCCCCAAAGAGAUAAAAAGUUAUCACCUUAUAGACUUCAACGAGCUGAACUGUCUGGAGACUGGCUCCACUCCAUACAAAGGCUCUUGCCAGGAAGAGAGCAGCUCUUUGUCACUUCUGGAUGAAGAAUUUAUGUUAUUAGGGCUGAAUGAUCCACCAGUACCACAGACUUCCCAACAGAUUCAUACAACGAACAGCACGGUGUUAGCUAAGCCUUUAAAGGAAGAUGCUUUCAGCUUCCAGGAACAGUGUGGUAGGUUCUAUGACAAGGUGGAGAAGAGGAAACCAGCCAGCAUGCUGACUGCAAGAGGCUGCAAUGUAGACAGUGCCCCCAGGGGACAGGGAGACCACAGAACCAAAUCUUUGACUUCAGAAGCCCAACACAGCAACUGGUCAGUUCUCCACCCCAGGAUUCCUGAGAAUCAGCCCAUUGUGAACUCACAUCCCUGUCCUGGAGGCCAGCUUCAGGAUAUGAGCUUUUCAGACAUCUUUAUCUCAUUAGAUUCUAUAAUGCCAAGUAAUACUCCACCACUUACUGCCUACGAUAAGAAUGGACUGCGAGUGAUGCUUCACUUUGCCAAAAACACGCCAGUUGGACGACCAGAUAUUGUUCUCAUUUUGAUCUCCAUGCUGAGCACUUCCCCUUAUCCCGUGAAAGAUAUUGUAUUUCAAGCUGCUGUACCAAAGACAAUGAGAGUUAAAUUGCAAUCGGCAACAGGAUCUGAGCUUCCAGCCUAUAACCCCAUUCUGCCCCCAGCUGUGAUCUCCCAGGUCAUGCUACUGUCCAACCCACAGAGAGGUAAAGUGCGAUUACGGUACAAGCUCAACUUUACUCAUGGCACCCAGAAGAUGAGUGAGCUGGGGGAGGUAGAGAACUUUCCUGACUUGAGCUCCUGGGCAGGCAUGUGAAAGAGGCUUAUUAAAUUGGAUUCGGACUGUUCAGAAGGGGGAAAUUCUUACCAUGUGCAAGUGUGACACUCAGUGAGCAAAGACAGUUUUGCAAUGUGUGCAGUGAGGUCUGUUUGUUUAGUGCUUACAGAGGUGACAAGUGGAAGAGAAACUUGGAAAAGCAAUGUACAGUAUUUAUGUCUAUGGUGUGAUACAGCAAACGGAGAACUGCAGGACACUUUUCAAUUUAUGACUGCUGUUUAUUCUUUGGCUACAAAGUACAUGCAGUUGUGGAAAUCCAUUCUCUUGUCUCACUUCAGCUGAAGCAGCUGUUUUUCUAUUGAUAUAUCCUUGACAGUAGCUUCUGAUGUCUUUAUUUAUACUUAUGAAGUGUCUUUAAUCAAAUUGAAUAAGAAUUGCUGUGCCCACACCUGAGAACAAUUAAAGAUUUGUGUUAUCGCAGAAGAUCAGGGCUUGAUGAGGCAAGUACAACUUGUCUGAAAAAGUUCUGUAUUGACAUACAAACUAAUGCCAUGGUGAUUUGAUUAAUACAGUGGUGGAAAUGUAAUAUUAAUGAUCAAACUGCAAGUAAUCAUGUUCUGUAUCUGUUUUCUAUCAAUACUCACAGCAUACAAAACAUAAUUAUAUGCAAGAACACAGCAUAUGCUGCCUGUAUCUCUGCCGUACAAUCAUGGACAUUAUGUUAGCAUUAAAAGGAAGGAUAGCAUUUUAAGUGCAUUAAAAGGAUAAUAGGAUAAUACAGACAUUAAAUGAAAUGUUUGUAUAAUGAGCAGGAUUGCAGGAGGAGCUAUGCUGCCUGCAUAGAAUCUGUCUGAAACAGCUGGACCAUCACACACUGAUUAGAUGUUUGUAUUCUCUCAUAUUUAAAGUAACAUUAUGAUUUAUGAAUUCAUAAUAAGUAUUUUAAGAAAGAAAUGUUAAGAAUUAAGUUGUUUCACUGCUGCACUGAGCUGUAUACUUUCCAGCUUCUUUAACCUUACAUCACCUCAAAGCAUAUUGUACUCUGCAUUUUACGUGUGCUUCUCUUCCCAGGUUCCCUGUUUUAAUAUCAUUUUGAUAGCAUCAGCUGGUUACACUGCUUUUCUUUCUGAUGUAGCCUCAGUGCAAAUCCCAUGAAAUAAAGGAAAACAUUUUUUUAGGAUGUCUGCUUGACAAAAUGUGUGUGCAUGGUUGUUCUUAAUUAAACAUAGUUAUCAAGUAA
Lepisosteus oculatus (spotted gar) is the source of this 3161-nucleotide messenger RNA. Its product is annotated as ADP-ribosylation factor-binding protein GGA1. Lineage: Eukaryota; Metazoa; Chordata; Actinopteri; Semionotiformes; Lepisosteidae. Gene Ontology annotation, biological process: intracellular protein transport; protein localization to cell surface; Golgi to plasma membrane transport. Gene Ontology annotation, cellular component: trans-Golgi network. The record is from RefSeq and is a predicted model, not a curated record. Gene Ontology annotation, molecular function: small GTPase binding; phosphatidylinositol binding; ubiquitin binding.